Candida tropicalis MYA-3404 is the source of this 4917-nucleotide messenger RNA. RefSeq names its product Srb8p (gene SRB8). Gene Ontology annotation, cellular component: mediator complex. Gene Ontology annotation, biological process: regulation of transcription by RNA polymerase II. Gene Ontology annotation, molecular function: transcription coregulator activity. Lineage: Eukaryota; Fungi; Ascomycota; Pichiomycetes; Serinales; Debaryomycetaceae. The coding region runs from base 1 to 4917 and encodes 1638 amino acids. The record is from RefSeq and is a predicted model, not a curated record. The transcript has a single exon.
AUGUCGACAAAUAAAUCACGGAAUAGAAACAGUUUGCUAUCGUCGCAUAGCAGAUCAUCCUACUCAAAUUCAAACACCAAAGAUGAAAUAAUAGCCAUGAAAUAUCUGAUGGAUAAACCAGAUUUACCUAUUUAUCCCAUGUCAGAUCAUAUGCAGAAAAACUCAUCCACUGAUGUCAAAACUAACCAGAAUCAUGAAAAAUCAGAACAGAUUUAUCCAGAUUUCAUGCCAUGGAAAGAUCACACCCAAUUGUCUACGGAUCAACAAGAAAAACAACACCAAAGAUUGAACAAUGCAUCUUAUCUAAAUAAAGGGUAUUUUGAAGCACCUCAAGUUGCCAAUGAAUACUACUCAGCAAGAAAUUUGAUACUGGCAACGGUGUUUUUAUCUAAUGACAAUUGUAAUACCGUGGUUAAGGAAUUAUCGACAUAUUUAACUAAUGCAUAUAAAACAAGAAAUGAAGUCAUUAACAAAAUCAAGUAUGAUUCAAACCAUUUUAAGAUCCCAAACAGAGUCACUUUGACAAGCAAUAAAAAAGAAGCAUGGUUGAGAGAGAUAAGUAACUAUAAUGUUCCGUUAAAAAAAAUCGGUGAAAAAAUUCCCCAUGGUCUUAGGAAUAAAGUACUUAUAGAUGCCAUCUGUACUAGAGGUGUUCCUAUAAAUCGAUCAAUUUGGUUAACUAAAUGUGUCUUGUAUGGUGAAUUGGUCUCUUUGAGAAGAAAACAUCAAAAUAGAAUGUCUGUAAGUGGAACAAUACCUCUGGUUAAUGAUUUCAACACAUUUGAGAAAUUUGAAGUCCAUUGGCUACAGGAAUGGACACAACAGGUUGCAGAUUAUGUGUUGAAAUUUUCAAGAGAAAUGCUGUCAAUAAAUUCCACUGAAAAGAAAGCACAAUAUUUAAGGAAAUUCAAUCAUUUGAUCAAUUAUGUUAAGUCAUUAUAUGUGGAAUCAUUGCUUGAUAAGUCAUUUUUCUUAUCUCUGGUGUUGAGAUUCUUAAAAGAUGGUCUUCCUUUACAACCAAAACAUAUUGACCAGUUAUUAUCUAUAAGUACCGAUGAUAAUAACCGAUCAAUGAGUAGUGGCAAUGAUAGUGGUGAUGGCGAUGACGACAAUGACGACGAUUAUGAUGAUAAUGAACUUGCGGGGAAGCAAAAUUCGUGGAUACAUGAUGUUGAUAUGAAUUAUGGACAACGCUUAGCCGCAUUGACUUUGAUUAAAGUAUUUUGGAACGAUUUGAUAAAAGUAGAUUAUUUAUCCAAAGAAUUGAGUGAACUUUUACUUUUGAAUUAUUUUUUCAUUGAAAGAUGGUCUACAUCACCUACCACUUCAGCUACAUAUGAAAAGUUUGGGUUAUCUGACGGCUUGAGGUUCAAAAUACUUAAAUUGAUCACAGAUACAGUAAAGUAUCUAUUUGAAUUCAAUUGCAAUAUCUUUAUCAUACCAAACUAUUGGAUGCUUAUAGAAAGUUCGUUGGUUAAAAUUUUGUUGAAUUCAUUCAAAGAAGGUGGAUCUGAAAAGGAACACGAACAGAUCCUUAAACAACUAGAGCUCAUCAAAUAUAGAAAUGAAAGUUUGAUUUUAAAUAUGAAGAACGAAGCAAAUGUGAAUUCUGAAAACAACAGGUUAAUAAACCGUUCAGCAUCGUUCAGUGGAUUUAAUUCAACAGCAGUUUCUCCAGCUCCAAGCAGUAACGUGGAAACUGAUUACACUUUUAUCAAUAGGAAUUCAGAUGAUAUUUUGAAUAUAAUUGAAAAGUUGGAUACAUUACGCUUUAAUGAAGAAUUUUCAAAUUUACUUAAACCAGGCAGGAAGGGAAAUAAAAACUGGCAACUCAAUUUGAAAGUUGUGUUAUGUUGGUGUGUUUCUCCAUCAAGAGAUUAUCGUGAUUCCAUUGGAGAUAUUUUAUUUAUUUGCAAUUUCUUACGCAACAACGUACUGGCUGAUUUGAACAAGUCGUUGAAGGCGGAAUUUGAUAAUGAAAUACUUGAAAUUAUUUAUCAAAUUGCUGAAGAUACAACUCUGAAUUUUGUGAAUGCUAAUUUGUAUGUUUUGAUCAAUGAAUUAUAUCAAUUGAAACUCAUUACAAUUGCUGCCUAUUUGAGAAAAUUGAUUGCAUCAGGUAUAUUCUACUUAGAACCAGGUACUCAUCAGGAUUUGAAUAAUCUUCCACUAGUUGCAAGAACCCAUUUGGAGAUCUUGGAAAAUCUUCCGGUUUUAAAUAAUCGACAAUGUGAUAGUAUUUUGAAGAAAUGGACACCGUCAGGAUUUGAUUUCAAAGGAAAAUUUACCGAUGGGCAAGCAAUGUUGCAGAAAUCUAUCAUUGAUAAAGUGUUUAGCAAUUCAUUAAACCGUCAUGAGAACACAGAAUGCACUAAUUAUAUCAGUUCCUUAAAUGUUGGUUUACAAUUCUUAUUGAUCAACUGGCUUACUAAUGAAAUAAAAUCCAAAAGUAGCUCGGCUGUACGUUUGAUUCAUUUUACUCCAGCAGUAGUAACUAGUUUGUAUCAAUUUUAUAGUCAAACGGCAGGUUUGACUGUGUUUUUCAAAGUGCUUAUCCCAACGAUUUUGAAGAAUGACGGUGGGAUGAUCAUUUUCUAUCUCGAUACUUUAUUCUUGAUUUCAAAAUUAACUGUCAGACACUUUAAAUUGAUCAAAUUUAUUCCUGGUGGUUACGACAGCCCAUGUAUUGGGUAUGAUAUUUUUAAAUUAAUUGUUCAAGCUUAUAAGGAUUUGUGUGGUAGAGAAUAUGAUUACUUCAGAUUUGAUAACCUUUGGAAUUUUAUGGAUGCAGUUAUUGAGAAGGCUCCUGAAAACUCACAUACCAAUGAAGGGUUUUCAAACAGCGAACAGUCUUUGCCUAAAUUGCCAAAUUCACUAACAGGAAAGGAUACAUUAGAGUCACCUAUGCAUAUUAAUACAGUUGAAAUCCCUGCAGCACGCCUGCAUGCCGAAACCCGUUCAGGAAGUAGAAGAUACACCUCGACUGAUUUUAGAAAUGACAUUUCAUACUUGCGUGGGUUGGUUCUUCAACCACUUACCCCUGAAGAUUCAGAUGAAAUUCGGGCAAUGUUUGAAACUGAUAUUAUUGGCACAGAAUUACAAUAUUGGUAUGACAAUUUUGAAAAUUUAUCAGAAGAGAAAGAGAUUGCUUUAGUUAAACUUUUGCGUAGUAUUUUAGUCUCGGAUCAAUCUUUUACCACUAAAAUUAGAGAGUUCCUUGUUGAAUCUGUGAAAAAUUCCACUGACUCCCAAAGAUUAACCACAUUCUUGAUGAAGAUGAAUGUUUAUGAUAUUACUAGGAUGAAUGAGUUGGUUAAAACUCUUCUUCCAGUCUGCUCGGAAUCGGGUCAAGAAUCUAUAGUUGAUGAAUUGGUACUUGGAACUGAGGGUAUCGAAAACAGAGUACUUAGUAUUUCACAAAAGGUAUUGCUUGAACUUAAUCGUCAUUUCUAUCGAGUUAGAUCCAUCAAGUCAUAUUCAAUGAUUAUACUGCGUGGGUUGUUGAAAGGAGGACCUGCAUUUUCAAAUGCUUUCUUUGUUAAAUACAGAAUACCUAUCUUGAGAUUCCUUAAUCUUGCAAUUGUCACCAACACGAAGAGCAUUCUAAAUGAGUUGUAUAUCAAAUUACCAAGAGAAGACUGUCUUGAAUUGUUGAAUAUUCAACUUGGACGUACCGAAGAUAACUUCAUAAAAACAUUAGGUGAUUUUGAGAAAUUUAUUCCAGAAAUUGACGAAUUUAAUUUACCAGUUUGCCAAAUUUUAUUGGGUGUCAUAUCUAAUUCUUUAGUACCUUUGGACUUUUCAAUGGUAAAAGAACAAUUGGAGCAUUUCAUGAAUGUUUUAUUGUCAACUAUGAACUUGAGGUUUUCCAACAGCAAUUCUUUUUUUGGAGAAUUGUUUAGUUUUAUGGCUUGGACUCAUAAAAUCUGUAUUUUGGAAAUUUUGGAAACCAAAUUUUUAACUGAAACUAAAUUCGAUAAUGGUAUUGAAUUGUUUGUUACACCAACAUCCCAACAGAACUUAUUACCUUCACUUAAUGAUUUCCUUAAAAAGUUUGCCGCAUCAUCAUCUUCGUCUGCCAAUUCGGUAGAAAGUGAUAAGAACUUAUUGCAAAAGUUGUUAGAAUUUAUUGACAAGUUAGUUGCUGUUGUUAAUUCUGAAGAGGUUGUUGAACCAACAGACAGUAUAAGUUGUGCAAUCUCAGUGUUUUUAAGAAUAUUGAUAAUUCAUAAACUGUCAUUAUGUGAGUACAUUUCAAUUUGGACCACUGAUCAGUUGGUUAUAUCAUUUGUAUCUAAGUUGAUUGACUUGUUGAAUUCCAAAUAUUUAAGCAAUAGUGAUGACAAGUUAAGAAUUUUACUUUAUGAUCUUUUGCUUUUGAUGAAAUCGGGUAUUACCCAAGAGAUGCAUUCAACUAGAGAUACUGAAUUAUCUGACAGUACAUCUCCACAACACCAUGUUAAUGAACCAUUAAAGCAACAACAGGCUAAAGAUAUUGAACAUGAAGCUACUUCACCUAAAUCAAAAGAUUCCAAGCUAGAGAAUGUACAUAUUGUAUCACUGAUACAAAGUUUGUUUGAUUUGCCAGAACCAAGUACGGCUAAUCCAUUUGCUGCUUAUCUAAAUGAUAGUUUGGUUAAAUGCUCAUUGAUGUUGGACAAUGAUGAACUUGAACGAGGUGGGGAUAUCAGUGUAUUUAACAAUCGAGGACUUGUAUUAAAAUCUACUAGAAAUGAAAGUUCUGAGUUGACAUCAUUUGGAGAAAACAAUAUCAUGAAAUCAAAGAAUCAACAAGUUAAAGAUUUCAAAUUUAAGAGUUUUGAAAUACUUGAAGAUAUUGGAACAAAUUCAUUAAAUGAUGGGUGCAUUAAUUUGCAAUUGUUUGAUGCUUAUACCACCAGGGAGAAUCCACCAUGA